GCAAACAACCAAAAUAAUAAUACAUCUCUGUGAAACUAUUUACUAAAACUACGCUGACAAGCUCUUCUUCCAGCCAAAGUGAGGAGAAAAGCGACCUAAUAGUUAGAAAUAUGGCCGUCAGGCAGUGGUGGAUUAUGCAUGGAAUGCUAUUGRUAUUCAUGGUAAAUGGAGUGUUUUCUCACAAACGUGACGUUUCAUGGUUUGGUCAACAAAGGACUUCCAAGAUCCAAUCACCGAACUUGGAACAGGUACAUAUACAACAACCUGAGCACCAGGACAAACACACAUUCCAAGAUUCAUCUAAAAAAUUAAAAUCUAUUACAGAUGUUAUUGAUGAAACCUUAGAGAGCAAACAGCGCCAUCAUCAUGAUACUAUUGCACAAGAAGCUAAAGAUGCCGGUUUAAAAUACCACGCUUUGGGCUGCUUUGCUGAAACUAAUAAAACGGAAAAGGCGUUGCCCAAGCUAUUGGCUGACCUAACGAAAAGCAUCAAAUGGAAACCGAAUAUGAGAAACUUUGGUAAAAUAAUUCAAGUAUGCGCAAUGGAGGCCAAGAAAGAAGGCGUCAAAGUGUUUGGGUUACGUGAGUUUGGUCGUUGUUACAGUGGMGACGAUGCUCUUCAUACAUACAAUAAAUAUGGCAAAUCAGAUGACUGUGAUUUCACAGAUAAAGUAGGUCUAUUUCAGGCCAACUUCGUUUACAUGUUCGAUUUGCCACCUGUUCCAAUGAAGCGGCCAACACAUGUUUACUGCUUCCCAGGCGACUCACAAGUACAAACAAACAACCAAAAGCUGACCAUGUCGACAUUGAGGAUCGGUGACCAAAUCAAAACUUUAGAUCGUCAGGGCAAUCCGGUAUACAGCGAAGUCAUAGCGUUCCUUCAUCGACAAGAGUCRUCUAUUGCCGAAUACUUAUCGAUUAUUACAGAUAAUGGACUUACAUUGAGAGUAUCUAACAAGCAUUUGGUCUUCAAAAYCGAAGACACAACGAGCAAGACUAUUGCAGUGUUUGCUUCAGAUCUCAAGGUUGGCGAUACAUUAYUUACGGUCGGAAAGUCUUCGGAAACUAGUCGGAUCGYUAAGAUUGCUAUGGCAACACAAAAUGGGAUAUACGCACCCCUUACCAGACAUGGCACUAUGAUUGUUGAUGGCGUUCUCGUGUCCUGUUAUGCUCACUGGGAUUCUCAUACUGUUGCACACAUAACAAUGGCACCACUACGACUAUGGACCGAUUUAACGUCACUUGUGACGUCACUAAGUAGAGUAUUGGGUUUCCAUGGCAACACAUAUGGUGGCAAUAAUGAAGGAAUAAACUGGUACGCGCUUUCUUUAAUGAGCAUCGUAGAGAAGUUUGUCCCUCUUCAAUAACAUUCCUUCGAUAAUCCACCGCCGGGCAUCAACAGUACUCACCAUUGUUCAACAUCAUCAAGCGAACUCCACAUUGGCGCUUAUUGAAGAGACAAUAUUCACCAUUACUUAGUUUUUAAACUAAGUAAAUAAACCUUAAAAGAUUCCGGUGAUGAUUCGUCAAAUGAGCGAUAAAAUGGUACAUAAGCUACAUUAUAGGUAGGGGYAUCUGACAUUGUUGUGGGCGUGGGCGCUAUAUUGAACUGGUUCUAGAACCGCUUUUACUGGGCUAGGAUACUCAGUGACCUAUUAGUUUAGUUUGUAAGACGUGUGGACAUUUUAAGAAUCACAACCAACCACUGUACUAUGCGAGCAGAGCCGCCAUUUUAGGUGGACACGAAAAUGGAGGAUUGUAUUUUUCACGUCAAGCUAAAGGUCACGCAGAACGACGCAGAACAACUUCAGU
Molecule: messenger RNA, 1812 nt
Organism: Exaiptasia diaphana
Lineage: Eukaryota; Metazoa; Cnidaria; Anthozoa; Actiniaria; Aiptasiidae
Exons: 7
Coding region: 111-1367 (418 amino acids)
Biological process (GO): cell fate specification; protein autoprocessing; regulation of gene expression
Molecular function (GO): patched binding; calcium ion binding
Source: RefSeq, a predicted model, not a curated record